Necator americanus (New World hookworm) is the source of this 1215-nucleotide messenger RNA. RefSeq lists its product as uncharacterized. NCBI's taxonomy places the organism in Eukaryota, Metazoa, Nematoda, Chromadorea, Rhabditida, Ancylostomatidae. The transcript has 9 exons. The coding region runs from base 1 to 1215 and encodes 404 amino acids. The record is from RefSeq and is a predicted model, not a curated record.
AUGUGGCAUCGGAGCGCGGUGCUUCUGCUACUAGUACUGCUAGCAAAUCCAGUACUUCCUAGACGAUCGUCCAGUGGUGGAGGAUUCCAGUCCAGGGGACAAAGUGGAGCUAGGGGUUCAGUAGCAGCAGGACGUGCUACCAGCGGAAGCGUCGUACGAGGUGGCGGAAGUUCCAUUUCAGGGAAAAGUGGAGUUCCGAGUUCGGGAAAGAGCGGACAACCGGGAGGGUUCAACCAACCAGGUGGCUUCCAUCCACAGCCUAACCAAGGAGGAUUCAAUCCACAGGGUGGUUUCCAUCCUCAGCCUAAUCAAGGAGGAUUCCGUCCACAACCUAAUCAAGGAGGAUUCCACCCGCAGCCUAACCAAGGAGGAUUCCAUCCGCAGGGUGGUUUCCAUCCACAGGGAGGCUUUCGUCCUGGCACUGGUCCCGGUUCUUCUGCUAGCAGUGGAACUUUCAAAAAGGCACUCAUCGGAGGAGCUUUGGGAGCGGUCGGAGGUCUGGUAGCUUUUGAAGCCGGCAAGGCUAUUAUACAGUCAGCGACGAGACCGUUUAACCAUGGUGGACAUGACUACUACUGGGAUAACAACUACCAGCACAAGAGUAACGAAAUCAUGUGUUCGAUGCCGCUUAGCCAGUUGCAGCAGCUGACUCCCACCACAACAACCACUACGACGACCGCGGCCCCAGGUGCUGCCGGGGAGACUACGACGGCUCCAGCCGCUACAACCCCGAAUCCCGACCAGGUGUUGAAUAACUUGCAAUUCGCUGACGGUUCUCGUCCAAAGCAGAUCACUUGGGGUUGCAAACGAGGCAUUGAAGUGUGCUGUGGCACAGAUUGCUGUCCUGCUCCUGCAAACAACGCUGCUGGGGGCGGCGGCGGCAGUUCUGGCGGAGGCGGUGCUGCUCAGAACAUGGCUGGUGUCGCAAUAGGCGUGCUCCUUCUCGUACUUCUUUCGUGUUGUUGUUGUUGCUUCCUUGCGUACAAAUGUUGCCGAUCAGCUUUUGAUGGUUUCCUGCCUCAAAGCAACAAACAAGACGAGAUGCAUCCAGACCCGUAUUCACAACAAUACCCUAUGCAGCAAUACCCUUCUCAAUCCUAUCCUCAAAAUCAAGGUUAUCCACCUAACCAAGGAUAUCCACAACAGGGGUAUCCACAGCAAGGUUAUCCUCAACAAGGCUACUCACAAGCAUAUCCACCUCAUCCCACUUACUAG